This is a messenger RNA of Tachysurus vachellii, 5240 nucleotides long. It is a transcript of the gene abch1, whose product is annotated as ATP-binding cassette, sub-family H, member 1. Bases 154 to 2238 code for a protein of 694 amino acids. Gene Ontology annotation, cellular component: membrane; ATP-binding cassette (ABC) transporter complex. Gene Ontology annotation, molecular function: ATP hydrolysis activity; ABC-type transporter activity; ATP binding. The record is from RefSeq and is a predicted model, not a curated record. The transcript has 20 exons. Gene Ontology annotation, biological process: transmembrane transport. Lineage: Eukaryota; Metazoa; Chordata; Actinopteri; Siluriformes; Bagridae.
GUUUAAAAGACGGACCUGCCUUUCGCACGCACGCACGCGCGCUGCACGGGGCCACAGAUCACCAGAUUAAUUUAUUUAUUAAUUUAUUUAUUUAUGUUUUUAUACUUUCACUGAGAAAGCUACGCGUUGGUGCAGCGUGGUGGUGAGUGUGAGAUGAUGAAGGCAGAUCUGGAGGCUUCUCUUUCUACGAGCUGCAGUUCAGCUAUUCAGUGUCGGGAUGUGUGUCGCUCCUACGGCAAGCUGCGAGUCCUCAGCAGCCUCAACCUUACUGUAACUCAGGGUCAGAUUUAUGGCUUGCUGGGCCCGAGCGGUUGCGGGAAAACCACUUUGCUGAAGUGCAUCGUGGGAACUUUGAAGAUCUCUCGAGGUCACAUCAGCGUGCUUGGGAAGCCACCAGCGUUCCCCGGACACGAGGUGCCAGGAAGGAUGGUGGGAUACAUGCCACAGGACAUAGCUCUGUAUAACGAGUUUACAAUCAGUGACACGCUCUGGUUCUUUGGCCGAAUCCAUGGCCUCUCAUCCCAAGAGACGCGCGAGCGCAUGAAGUUCCUUAUUGAAUUUUUAAACCUGCCGCAGAAGGAUAGCCUCGUCAGAAACCUCAGUGGUGGCCAGCGACGCCGUGUUUCUCUCGGUGCUGCUCUUCUUCAGAACCCUCAGCUCCUCAUCCUCGACGAGCCCACAGUAGGAGUGGAUCCUGUUCUACGAGCCAAAAUAUGGCAGCAUCUGGUGGAGAUCGUGAAAGGAGGACAGGUGUCCGUCAUCAUCACUACGCACUACAUCGAGGAGGCCAGACAAGCCAACAUGGUGGGGUUAAUGAGGAACGGGAGGCUGCUGGCUGAAGCCAAUCCAGAAGAGAUCAUGAAGCAGCACAACGCUGCCACCCUGGAGAGUGCUUUUCUGCAGCUUUGUGAGGACUCGGACCAAGUGGGAUCCCAGGACAGUCCUCAGCGUCCUGAGCGCAAUGACAAUAUUUCUCCAGACAGCCUGAAGGACGAGUGCAGAGAGCCUAUUUUGGGGAAGGAUAUAUCGGCAACAUCAGACAUCCCUAAAUGUAAAGUGGACUGGAAGGUGAGAGCAUGGCAUGUCAUUCCAAAACGGCGAAAUAUUGCGGCAUUGACGAUCAAGACGAUGGUGCGAAUGAGGAGAAAUCCAGGUUCUCUGUGUUUUCAGUUCCUCCUGCCCGUGAUUCAGAUCUGUCUGAUGUGUUUGUGUAUCGGCGGCGAUCCGAAGGGCAUCAAGGUGGCUGUGGUCAAUAACGAAACUAGCUCGAGUGCCUACAGCCACUCUUUCCUCUCUUUCCUCGACAACACCAGCGUCUACCAGGUGAGCCUCUCUCAUUCUGCUGCUUUUGAAGGCGUCCAUAACGGGGAAUUCUGGGGCGUCGUCGAGUUUGGCGAGAACUUCACCACCUACCUGACCAAGAGGAUGUUUCAGCCGAGAGUCUCCAGAGACAUUGUCGAAGGGGGGUCCGUCCACGUGUGGCUCGACUUGACGAAUCGACAGAUAGGAAUAAUGCUACAAAAGAAGCUACAUGAAGCUUUUCAGUCUUUCGUUAAAAGCAAGAUGGGCAGUCAGGCAUAUCUGGUGUCUGUUCCAGUUAAGUUUGAGGAGCCAAUAUACGGCAGUCAGAACACCACAUUCACUACCUUUGUGACUCCAGGAGCUGUUCUGAGCAUCACUUUUUACCUGGCGGUGGGACUUACUGCUCUGUCCUUUGUCUUGGAAAGGAAAGAGGGGCUGCUGGACAGGUGCUGGGUUGCAGGAGUGAGUUCUCUAGAGACUAUGCUUGCACAUCUCUUCUCUCAGCUGUUGGUCAUCAGCGUCCAGAUCAUCCUGCUCCUGCUCUUUAUCCUGCUCGUCUUUAAGAUUCCCAACGAGGGCUCCCUGGUCCUCGUCAUCUGCCUGAUUGUUCUUCAGGGUGUGACCGGAAUCUCUUUCGGACUGGUAAUUUCCUCUGCCAUCGACGACGAGCAGUCGGCCAAUCAGGCAGCUCUCGGCAUUUUCUACCCCAACCUCAUCAUCAGCGGUGUCAUUUGGCCGGUGGAGUGUAUUCCGUAUCCGCUGAGAUACCUGAGUCUGGUGCUGCCUCAGACGUACGCAUCUGAAGCCCUACGCUGCAUUAUGUACCGAGGAUGGGGUCUGUCGCGUAUGAUGGUGUGGCGCGGCUUCGCCGUCACGCUCGGCUGGAACACGUUCUUCAUCAUGCUGGCUACCAUCAUCCUCAAGCUGAGGACGUGAGGGACGCCGGUCACUCGAAAGUGCUUCAGAUCAUGGAGAGAGGUGGCAGGCGAGUCCCAGGCUUCACGGAGAAGACCAGGCCUCUUUCUCUCUCUCUCCCUCUCUCUCUCUCUCUUUCUCUCUUUGUUGUUUUUUAUUGAUGAAGGAGUGGAAGAAUAAAGAUCCCCUAGGGCUGCCAGUCAAGAGUUCACUUUUAGCCUGAAGGUUACCUCAGAGUAGCUGAGCAGUUUCCUCUUCUCAUUUUCAGAAAGACCAGAACCAGUCACCUCAGGGAAAGAAUGGGUUCUGUUUCUGCAUCCAAAGCAUUCCACCAGCAAGUGUCAUACUUUAAAUAUAAUUAUAUAUGUACAUGUCCUAAUUAGCACAGACCAUGGGCUUGAGACUACACUCAUACAUUGUGAAAGACAAAUGGACAAAAGAAUUGAUCUUUGCACUGACUGUCCAACAGUGCAAAAUGGGACCUGUCCUGAACUUGAUCAAUUCAAGAAACCUUCAGAAACCUCUACUACAAAGACAGUACAUCAUUUGGAUGCAUUCGGAGAUUUCUGUUUGUUUUGUUUAUUUUGUUUACGGUUUGCUAAUAAUACUGUAUUAUUAUAUAAUCAAGUUUAAUCCUUAAAUUGCUUUAUUCAUUAGCUUUGUGUGAGUUACCUACUCUGACAUACGGCUGGAUUAAUUGCCACCUGUCAUUCAAACUCACUUGGGCUUUUUACACUUGGUUUGUGCUGUUGAGUUUUCACACUCCUUAUACUGGGUUAGCGAUUAAUCCUAGCUCUUCAUAAUCUUAGGAACCCUUCAGGAUCGGGGCCUGAGAUCUCCUUUAUAAAGCUUUUUGCUGUCUCAUGCAAAAAAAAGAACAAGAAGUCUUACAAUUGUGUUGUAAAGUAAACAAGGCUGUACACAUUGUGGGAUUUUCUUUUCAGUGUUUUAAAUUUACCGUAUUCUAAAUGCUAAUCUGUUGCAUUUUGUGUGUUGGACAUUAUUUGAGAUGUUAUGACCCUUCUACAGUUCAUACACUAGAUGCUAGAGCACAUAGGGCAUGGUGUAGGUGUGUAGUACGUCAUUCGGGACGCGGCUCAUGUCUAGAUUUGUAACGCUAAGAUACGCUAAGACGUGCAUCUUAUCAAAGAUACAGUAUGCUAAGUCAUGCUACACUGAUCUUUGACUGUCAGUUAAGAUGAAGAAGGUUCUUUGAGUUUUAAUAGACUGUGAAUUGGUCAGAAUAGCUAAUCCCACAUACUGAAGUUGAUGUAUUGAAGGCUGAUCUUAAAAACAGGCAAGGAAAUCAAUACAGCCGAGAUUUUAAUUUAAUGGAGUGGAAAGUGUGAAGGAUUCACGUAUGGAGGAUUUUCUUUCUUUUCAAGACGAACAUUAAAGGUGGGGUGCACGAUGUUUGAGAAAUGCUUCAGAAAACUGAGUCGGGCCGACAAACAAAACAAACGUGUAGCCAAUAAGCAGAAAGGGGCGUGUCUUGUCAAUAUGCGGCGGAGAGAGUGUUCAGUGCGCAUGAAAACGGUUGAAACAUUGACAUGGCGGAUAAAAAUGAAAAGCGAAAAAAGGCUUACGAUAAGGCAAGAAGCAGGACCAAUAUAGAAUCCAGCGCUGGAGAGAAUUGAACGUCUUUAGAGUGAAACGGAGCUAAACCUUUCACUGUAAAACACACAGUACUACAAAAACACAUAGUAUUACUCAUUGAGUUCAUUUAUUGAUAAAAAAUAUCCCCUCGGUCAGCUGCCCCAGCAGGUUCCGCCAUAAUAGUUGCCUGGGUUACGUAUGUAUGUGUGGGCGGAGCUAUCAAAACAGGGGUGACACCCAUUUGGGUUAGGGGCGUGUUUGUUUUGGUGAUUUCAAAUGUCAACAUUGGCUUUCAAACAUCAUGCAUCCCACCUUUAACAUGUUUUAUUGCACAUCCGCAAAUCCAAUGUACAUCACCUUAUUUUCCUGUAGGCCUUCCUGCUGGCCAAAGGAGGCACUGUUUAUGAACAUCAAGAGCUCAAAGUAAUGUUCUAGUCAUGUAUGUGAGACUAUUUUACUGUUUUAGUAAUCUUGAUUGUGUUAUGUGUUUGUGUGUGUGUGUGUGUGGAGAAGGGGAAAUGUGCAUGUUUACAUUAUUCAUGUUACCGAACCUGCGAUCAUUGUUCACUGAUCAACUGUGAAAAUCCAGGAGAAAUGCAAGGAGGCGAUGCAUGUGUACUGAAAAGAGAUUGCCUGGGCUACAAGCACAAACAUACCAGCCUUGUGCCAGCAAUACCAACUAUAAUCAAUACCGUGGCUCCUUCCUGUAUGUCCAAGUUAUACAGAGUUUAUAGAUAUCAAGAAAUAUAUAUAGAGAGAGAUAUAAAUAGAUAGAUUCGAGGUUAAUUGCUAGCAACUGAGUAUUUUUUGGUGAACAGUGUUAAAUGCUAUGAAGGAAUGGCUUUUAUAAAGAUGUCUACAAGUUUUGUCUCAUAAUAUGAAUUAUUGUUUUUUUUAUAACUAUAUACAUAUAUGUGUCUUUCUUUGCAUCGCAUGCCUUAGAACUUCUUGUCAUAAAACAACUUCCUUCUUCACACAGAGUGGAUGUAAGCAGGACAAAGAUGACAAAUUAUUCCUUGUCUCUGCUUCAUUACUCACUACAUUCACCGCAAUCAUUCGAUACGCAUUCGAUCGGCACAGCAAAGCUAAAACGGUUAAUGGCUAAAUGCUUUGUGGAGUUUACAUUUUUAUUUCAAUUCCAAAAUUUUAAACAAUUUUCUUUUCUUUCUGAACUAAUAACAAAUAUGAAACACAAUACGCAUUUCAAUCAUCUGUUAUUAUGUAAAACUUUGUAUUUAUCAAGGCAGUUUGUAUAGUGACAGCUAGCGAUUAUCUUUCCGCUAAUUUGUAUCGUCAGCGAUAGCUAGUUAAUUCUUGCUAGUUAGUCUCGGCUAAUAUUUUCCAACAUUCCUUGGUUCAGUUCAAGAUUCAACAUUCUUUAAAUGUCACUAUACCCAGUACAAUAAAAAAAACACAGUUGGAGUCAA